Molecule: messenger RNA, 1260 nt
Organism: Indicator indicator
Lineage: Eukaryota; Metazoa; Chordata; Aves; Piciformes; Indicatoridae
Gene: PRIM1
Product: DNA primase subunit 1
Exons: 13
Coding region: 1-1260 (419 amino acids)
Biological process (GO): DNA replication, synthesis of primer
Cellular component (GO): alpha DNA polymerase:primase complex
Source: RefSeq, a predicted model, not a curated record
AUGGCAGAGUUUGACCCGGCGGCGUUGCCCGAGCUGCUGCCGGUCUUCUACCGGCGAUUGUUCCCGCACGGCGUCUACGGUCGCUGGCUCGGCUACGGUGGCGUGGUGAAAAACUACUUCCAGCUGCGCGAAUUCUCCUUCACGCUGCGCGACGAUGUCUACCUGCGCUUCCAGUGCUUCAGCAGCCCCCAGGAGCUGGAGCGGGAGCUGCAGAAGGUCAACCCCUACAAGAUCGACAUCGGCGCCGUCUACUCCCACCGACCCAGCCAGCACAGCACCAUACGCCUGGGCACCUUCCAGCCGCGGGAGAAGGAGCUGGUCUUUGACAUCGACAUGACUGACUAUGACGACGUCCGCACGUGCUGCAGCUCGGCCGAGAUCUGCUCCAAGUGCUGGACCCUGAUGACCAUUGCUGUCUGCGUCCUCGACCGAGCGCUCGUGGAGGACCUGGGCGUGAGGCACCGCCUGUGGGUUUACUCUGGCCGGAGGGGUGUCCACUGCUGGGUGUGUGAUGACACGGUGCGGAAAUGGUCCCCAACGCUGCGAGCAGCUGCUGUGGAGUACCUGACCCUGGUUAAGGGUGGAGCAGAGACAGUGAAGAAGGUGAACCUCUCUGAGCCCAUCCACCCUUUCAUCAGGAGGUCAGUCAAUGUGGUGGAGCAGUACUUCGAGGCAUAUGCCCUGGAGGGGCAGGACAUCCUGGGCAGCCCCGAGAGGUGGAACAAGGUGUUGGCCCUUGUCCCAGAGGAGCACCGUGAGGUGCUGCAGGCUGAGUUCCCCAAGAAGCGAGACUCAGUGCAGCGCUGGGAGCUGCUGAAGGGCAGGAUGGAGAGGACACGGGUGAGUGGCUCAGGGGCUGGGAAGAGCACUCCGUGCUAUGCAGACUGGGAGGUGAUGCUGCAGUUCUGCUUCCCUCGCCUCGACAUCAAUGUCAGCAAAGGUGUUGGGCAUCUGCUGAAGAGCCCCUUCAGUGUCCACCCCAAAACAGGUCGCAUUUCGGUGCCAAUGGAUCUGCAGAGGUUGGACCAGUUUGACCCCUUCGCUGUCCCCACCAUCAGCUCCCUGUGCCAGGAGCUGGAUGCGGCCAGUGGUGACAGAGAGCAGGACAGUGGAGAGACGGAGCCCAAGCGCCAUGUGCGGGACUACAAGAGGACGAGCCUGGCACCCUAUGUGAGGGUCUUUGAGCAGUUUGUGGAGGAGAUGGAGCAUGUCCGGAGGGGAGAGCUGCUCCGGAGGAGCGACCUGCAAGGAGACUUCUGA